This is a messenger RNA of Anneissia japonica, 4555 nucleotides long. RefSeq lists its product as uncharacterized. The coding region runs from base 22 to 3219 and encodes 1065 amino acids. The transcript is spliced from 2 exons. NCBI's taxonomy places the organism in Eukaryota, Metazoa, Echinodermata, Crinoidea, Comatulida, Comatulidae. The record is from RefSeq and is a predicted model, not a curated record.
CUCAUUAAGUCAUUUUAUGACAUGCCUAGUAAUGGCAAACAAGAGAAAGAAAGAGACAUUAAGUCAAAGGAAGAACAGACAAAAGCAAGUGACACAAAAGUGCAAGUCAAGGAAGAUGUCAAGGAUCAGAAAGAUGUACAAGAUGAGAUGGAACUCAUUAGGUUUGAGAAAUCAUGUUAUAACAUGCCUAGUGAUGGCAAACAAGAGAAAGUAAGAGACAUUAAUUCAAAGGAGGAACAAGAAAGUGACACAAAAAUGCAAAUCAAGGAAGAUAUCAAAGAUCAGAAAGAUGUACAAGAUGAGAUGAAAUUCAUUAAGCUUGAGAAAUCAUGUUAUGACAUGUUUAGUGAUGGCAAACAAGAGAAAGAAAGAGACAUUAAUUCAAAGGAAGAACAAGCAAGUGACACAAAAAUGCAAAUCAAGGAAGAUAUCAAAGAUCAGAAUGAUGUACAAGAUGAGAUGAAACUCAUUAGGCUUGCGAAAUCAUAUUAUGACAUGCCUAGUGGUGGUAAACAAGAGAAAGAAAGAGACAUUAUUUCAAAGGAGGAACAAGCAAGCAACACAAAAAUGCAGAUAAAGGAAGAUGUACAAGAUGAGGUGGAACUCAUUAGGCUUGAGAAAUCAUUUUAUGACAUGCCUAGUGAUGGCAUGCAAAAGAAGGAAGAAUUCAGUUCAAAGGAGGAACAAGCAGAUGACGAAAAAAUACAAAUCAAAGAGGAUAUCAAAGCUGAGAAAGAUCAAAGUUUGUCAGACUUAUUGAGAGAUUUAGGGAUAUUAGGGAGCAGAGAAGGAGAGGAUAAAACAUCUGGUACUGGAAAUAAACCAUAUAGUUGCAGUGAUGUUCCUCAGAAAAGUGAAGCAACUGGAAUUAUAUCCAUUGCUGGUGAGGAGAAUGCAUCUGAUUCAAAUUUGUUAACGCAUAAUGAACAGUAUGUGAAUAAGGUGGCUGGUGCUAUCAGUUGUAAUCAGUUGGAGUUUGCUUCAACAAAAUGUGAAGAAACAAAUUUAAUGUGGGGAUUGGACAAUAUCACAAAAUACCAUGAGCACCUGCAUAGCCGUGAGUCUGCAUCAUCAUCACCUAACAGCAGUCAUCUGUUGGAUUUUGUAUCAAAUGAACAGGAAGUUUUCCAAGAAACAAGGUAUUGUUCUUCUGAUGACUGUCAGAUUGAUGUCUGCUUAAAGGAACUCAAGGAAGGCACAGCAACAGUGGGUUUGGCAGAUGAAAGGAAUGAUAAUGGCUUGAAGCUGAAAGAUCACAGAGACAAUCAGAAAAUCAUUUCACCAAUAGUGACACCAGAUGGCAAGAAUACUGACAAUUCUCUGCUAAAACAAGGAUACAGAAAGGUAGUAGAAAGUAACAUAACAACGCUGGAGGAUGACCACAUGAUAAAUGAAUGUGACAGAAUUGAAAAGGGAAAAGAGUCUUCAAUGACUCCACAGAGCAGAAAUACAUCAAGUGCUUGUUCCAUGGAUGAAGUUUUUGACAAGAUAAUAAGCAACUUGGUUGAUGACCAUCAACCUGAUGCUAAUAGUUCUGAUGAAGCUGUUAAAGCUGACAAACCUAAACAGAUGAAGGAUUUGAUAACCUUCUCUGACAGUGAGGAUUCUGACUCCUAUGUCAGCAGGUGGGUUAGUGGUGUCAUAAGCAAGCAAUUAGUCAAUUUACAGGAGGAAAUUUUUGGGAGGACGAAACAACAUCAAUCAGUUAUUGACAUUGAUGGAAGUUCUGUUGAUCCAGUUUUGACCACUUCACAUACAUCUGUGUUGCCAGAAAUGGAAGUUUGCCAAUUAAAGGAACUGGCAUUUAAUAUUGACAUUGGCCCACACACCUCCAAUAAUGAAGUUGACAAACAUCCUUCUGAUGACAUUUAUGCAGUCAUGCACCCUGCUGUUGAUGGCAAACAUUUGUCUGAUGUCAAUGAUGGUAAUAGCAAACAUUUAGCUGUUAAUGGUAAAAUUGAAAAAGGUUUUCCUGCUGUCAAUGGUGAGGAUGAACAGAAUAAUUCCAUUGACAUUGGUGAUGGCAAACAUCCUUCUGCUGUUGAUAAUGAUUGUGCAAAGUGUCCUUCUGAUGUCGGAGGUAUUGCUAUCAAUCAUACUUCUGCUGUUAAUGUCAGUGCUGACAUACAUCCUGAUAAUACUGGCAAAGAUCAUUCUGAUGUUUCUGAUGAUGAUGGAAAACAUCCUGUUGUUCAUGGUGUCCUUUCUGCUGUUAAUGAUGAGCGUGUAAAAAAUCCAUCUACUGUCAAUAGUGGCAAUAGCAAACAUCUUUCUGCUGUUGAUGAAGAUUCUGGGAAAUGCAAUUUUGAUGCCAGUGAUGAUACUGGCAAACACUCUGCUAUUAAUAAUGAUGUUGAAAAGAAAGUUGUUUCUACUGUUGAGGAUCUUAAAACCAUUAAUUUAUGUAUCAAUGUUGGUGAUACUAAAAAUUCUGUUUCUCUUGAGGACGGUGCUACCAUACAUGCUUCUGCUUGUAAUGACGAUGCUGGUAAACAUCCUUCUGUUCUUGAUGCUGGCAACCAACCUAGAGCUGUCAAUGAAGAUAAUCCUGGUAAACUUCCUUUUGCUGUCAAUGAUGAUACUGAUUAUCAUCUUUCUACUCAGGAUAAUGAUGCCGGCAAACUCCAUGCUGUCACCGAUAAUACUGGUAAACAUCCAUCUUUUCCUGAUGGGGCUGCUUCUGAUAUUGAUGAUGCUAGAAAACAACCUUUAGAUGCUAAUGAUAAUGAUAGCUUGGAUAUUUCAUUUCUUGAUGUAAAGACAAAUAAAUUGUCAUGGUUUGAACUAACAGAGCAUGAGGAUGAAUUUGACCUAUUUCCAGUGCAAACUGGAUUUCCAAAGAAGGCACCAGAAAAUAUGACAUUAAGUGCCAGUCAAGCUACUGUAGAAGAGGUUCAGUGUGAUCAAGCAGAAUGUCAGCUUGAAAAUUCUAAACCUUCUUUUGAAAUUCAAGAUUCCAAUGAAACUAAUUGGAUCCAGUGUCAAGAACAACAAAAGUUGGGAGAGAGAGAAGGUGAAUUUGAUGACCUACCAGAGUUGGAAUGUCUGAUAACAGCUCCAAGCUUUGUCCCGGAGGCCUCUGAUAAUGUGCCAAAAUUAGACAUUGCAAUUGACAGCAAUGAUGGUACACAUUUGAUGUGGACCUCAGAUGAGCCACCUCCUCUCAUUGAGCUUGUAGAAGAUGGCCCACCUCCUCUGCUAGAAUAUACAUACCCCUAAGAUGAUCACUGUAGACAAAUGAAAUUUAAGAUUUAUGUGAAUGGACCAAAUAAAUAUACAUCAAUGUAUUUUCAUUCAUAUACUAUUUUAUCUCUUGAUAAUAUAUUAUUACUAUCUCUUGAAAAUUAAUUAAUUGUUUACAUAUUCAGCUGUAGAGCUUUCAAUAAAGAAGACAGUAUUAAUAAAAGCUAGCCACUGGGAAUAGACAGUAUUAAUAGGGUGGCUUAGCCUUAUACGAUUCAUAUACGUGCUGAAAUGUCUUUUUAAGUUCUUUGUAACACAGUCAUGUUCGUGUGUUGCUAGCUAGGCUGGCUUUAAAAAAAUGCUAUUUUUGUUUUAAAAAUAUAGUUUAUUUUAUUUGUUACAGUGGCAGCUUUAUAUAUUUGUAUUAUAAAGACUAUGUAUGAGUUCUUUGUAAUAGUCCUGUCUGUAUGUUACUAGAUUUAAAAAUGCAAUUUUUUGUUUAAAAGAAAAUGAUAGUUUAUUUUAUUCUGUAUAGUAGCAGCUCUAUAUUUUCUAUGGUACAAAGAUGAUUUAAAUUUUUUACAAACAUCAGUGUCGACAUUUUUAGUGUUAUUACUCAAUAUUUUAAAAUUAAUGCUAUACAACUCAAUCGCUUUCAAUACAAUUAACAGUAUUACAUACCUCAUAAAUAUAGAUAACAAAAUUUCAUUGUUCAGUAGUAGCUUUAUAGUUUUAUCAUAUGUAUUCAAUAAUAUAAGGUGAAUUAAAUUGAACACAUUUUUUUUUUCUCUCCUUAAAUUGGACCUUAUUAUUUUGAAUAUUUUUUCUUUUAAAUUGAACAAUAUUCCAUUAAUAUUAUUUUCUUUUUUUGUAUUUUAAUUUUUUUUAAUAUAAUUUAGUUGAUACCAAUUAGAAAAUUGAACAAUAUUCCAUUAAAAAUGGUUUUUUUUCUUUGUAAUAAUUUAAUUUUUUUAAAUAUAAUUUUGUUAUUAUUUGAUGCCAAUUAGAAACAUUUCGUUGCUUUGUAUUUAUGAAAAUACAGCACCACCUAGACCCAUCUGUGUCCAUUUAAUCAGUUGUUCAUGAACAUUUUUGCAUAGUAUACCCCUUGUCAAUGUGUAAAUGUUAUAUUGUUACCGCCUAUAUAUUGUCUUUGUAGAUUGUAGUAGUUAAUAACCACCAGCACUAUCGUUUAUUUGUUCCUCCACCAGCACCAAUCCAACCUGUUCUUAAGUCCUGUCUAAACUUUCAAACUUUAUUUGACAAAAACAUGUGACAUGCCUAAAUAUGGUCAUGAUGACAUCACUUCAUGACCAUAUGUGGCAAAGACAAGCCAAACCAGUCACUCGUCGCAAAUCGUGUUUCAGAGAAA